CAGUGGGAGAGAGACAAAGGCAGCAGACAGUGUCCCCCCUCCUGUUUGAGUGUGUAUCUUCUAUGUGUGUUUGUUAUUAUUGAUGGUUUUACUUCAACGUUGCAGAGCAGGAGAAGCUCCUCAUUAGUGAGUGCCACACACACACACACACACAGAGCAGACACUCUCAACUGAGUGAGGCAAGAGCGAGGCAUCACAUCGUUAUGGACUCACCUACACCGCCAAUUGUCAUCGAGGAUUCAAACGGUUCAGCAAUGGAUGCCUGUUUCACGGCAUUCGACAAGGAUGGCGAUGACCGCCUGAAUCUCACUGAAUUUUCGGUAAUCUGUCGCGCGUUGUUCCGCAACGACAAGGGACACAUAUACGAUGUGCCACCGGAGCGCCUCGAGCAGAUAUUCGCAGUAUUCGAUACGAACGAGGAUGGGUAUAUCGAUAGGGAGGAGUUUAAAUUCUGUUGGAAUCAAUGGAUUAAAACGAUUGUGCGACCGGUGAACGCGUUCCUCAUUGUUGAUGUACAAAAUGAUUUUAUAAGUGGUUCCUUGGAUAUAAGUAAUUGCAGUGCACAGCAGCAAGGACAUGAGAUACUGGAGCCCAUUAACAAACUCUUGGAUACCGUGGACUUUGAUGCCGUUUUCUAUUCAUUGGACUGGCAUCCCAGCGAUCAUGUUUCAUUUAUUGAUAAUGUCAAAAUGCGGGCCAUGGACGAGUCCUCGGCGCUUGAUGCCGAUUCCGCUCAGGUCUUCGAUACGGUCAUCUUUGCCGGUCCUCCACCCAUGAAGCAACGCCUCUGGCCACGCCACUGCGUUCAGGACUCGUGGGGCGCCGAGCUGCACAAGGACCUCAAGGUAGUGGAUCACGGCAUCAAGGUGUACAAGGGCACCAACCCGGAGGUGGACUCGUACUCUGUUUUCUGGGACAACAAGAAACUGUCGGACACCACGCUGAAUGCGCAGCUAAAGAUGAAGGGCGCUACCGAUAUCUAUGUGUGCGGCCUUGCCUAUGAUGUGUGUGUGGGUGCCACCGCUGUGGAUGCCCUUUCGGCUGGCUAUCGCACCGUUUUGAUAGACGAUUGCUGUCGCGGCACAGAUUUCCAUGACAUUGAGCACACCAAGGAGAAGGUGGUCACCAGCGAUGGAGUCAUUGUACACACAGCUGAGGUCAAGGCCAUGGCUGAGGGUCGCGAUCGUCGUCCCGAAUUGGGCUACAAGCUGGCCAUGGAGCUGAAAAGUCCCGAUUCUGUGCUGUCGCAACGCAAUGGCUUUAGACCCACUUAUUGAAUCACCAAGUUAAGGAAUAGAGCAACACGCUUAAGGCUUCUGGCUUGUGGUUUAUGAAUUUAAAAGACAACAAAGUUUAAACGGCUUUCAAUGUAGUUUAGAGCAUAGAGAGUUUCCGAAUAGAAUAUACAAUGUAGAAAAAAAAACAUAAAAUUGGGACAACUCUUUUGGAACAAUUGUUAACCAAAUGCAACAAAUGACAAACAGCAAAAGUGCAAAUAAAACUUCGGACAAACACCAGGAAAUUCAAAUAAAACUGAAUCAAUAAUGAAUUGAUUUAAAGCUUAAGGUUUUAAGUAUUAUUCAUGGAGCAGUCUGUCUAUGUAUGUAGGUCUGUAAUCCCAAGGCACCUUCUAAUACAAUAACACAAUUAAUAAAACACAGUAAAUGUUGUGCCUGCUGCUGCACUUGUUUCAAAUGAAAUUACAAUUAUCAUAGUUGUAGACAUCAUAUUAUAUUUUAAUUUAUAUUUGAAAGGCAAAGAAAAAGAUUUGGUGUGGAAUUAUUGCAUGUACUUAAAGAAUCGAAUAGAAUGGAAAUAAAUGA
Molecule: messenger RNA, 1823 nt
Organism: Drosophila subobscura
Lineage: Eukaryota; Metazoa; Arthropoda; Insecta; Diptera; Drosophilidae
Gene: Naam
Product: nicotinamidase
Exons: 6
Coding region: 204-1277 (357 amino acids)
Molecular function (GO): calcium ion binding
Source: RefSeq, a predicted model, not a curated record